Messenger RNA from Porites evermanni, 8361 nucleotides. The record is from the annotation of a GenBank genome assembly. NCBI's taxonomy places the organism in Eukaryota, Metazoa, Cnidaria, Anthozoa, Scleractinia, Poritidae.
AUGAACAGAGAACCUUUGAUAUUUAAUGGGCCAUUGUGCGCACCUCUUGCUUACGAUCCAUCAUUCAAAGGUUUGUGAGGUUUUUCAUCCAUCACCUUGCUCAUUGUUUACGCUGUAUAAUUCACAUGUUUUGGUUUCGAAUUUUAGUGGAAGUUCGACUCCACGAGCCACUUUGGAAAGUCCAGUUUUCUCCAGACGAUGUAGCCAUCGAGAUUUUGACUUUGUGUUCCCAGCUAGAGCCACUUUGCAAGAAGGAAUAUGCUGUAAGAAUAAAAGUUUGUUUAUAUUACUUUUAAUUAUUAAGCUUGUAGCUAUGCUUAAACGGUGCUAUUCACUCAAGCUCACUGGUAUACCACCGUUUUAUUUUAAUUGAAAGAAAUCAUGCAGAAGACUAAUAUAGGUGUUUAAAAUAACCUCAAAGCGUGAAAAAGGUGUCUUUUCCAGAUUCUUUCAAUAAAUUCUUCUAAAUGAGAGUGCUCUGGCUAAUUUUUAUUUACUUUUAAAUUUAGACAACAUUAGGGAAGAUUGAUGCAGCCCACAAAGUGGAAUACCAAAACAAAUUUGAACCAAAAGGUUUGUUUGAUAGUUAGCUGUGACAUUUCUACCAAUGUGCUGGAAAAUUCUCCUUAUAGAAUUAUGCAGCGGUUAAUACAGUGGAACAUUUAUAUAACAAACGAAGUCCUCGGUGUAACAAACAAUUUUCUUUACCCUAGUAAUAGUAAAAUAUAUGGAAAAGUACCUCAAUAUAAUGCAACCUCAUAAUAGCGAACAAAUUUUGCCAGUCCCUUGGCACUUGUUAUAUCGAGGUUCCACUGCAUCUUCCCGUAGGCAGGACUGGGGAAAGGGGAGGGUGUAACUGGUUGUUUUGAUACAAACUCAAGCAGUGAAAUUGCACAAAAAAAAUUGAUCUCUUCAAGUAUUGCUUGCAUGUGAACAAGAAAACAUUUUGGGUGAAUAUUCUUUAUUCCAAGUACAUGAAACAAUAUUUAUGAGUUGACUGAAACACCCGUUCAAUUUAAUUGGGACUCGUUCAAUAUAAUUGGGACUAAUUGCUGUUAGCUGUUAUUGCCUGUUAUCGGCCAUUAGAGCCAAUCAUAUUGAAUAUAAUAAUAUUUAAUAUAUUGAAUUAUAUUGAACGAGUCCCAAUUAAAUUGAACGGGUGUUCUGAAUAAACUUGUAUCGAAACGACUUGUAUCAAAACACAUUUGUAUCAAAACGUCUGGUAAUCGGGGAGGGUAGUAUAUAUGGAUACACAGGGGUAGAGUACUUAGCAUUUGACAGAAUAACCUGUGGAGAAUGCCAUUCCCUGUGGUAUGGGAAUAAGCCAUUUACCAGCUCACCUCAGAAAUACCAUUUCUGUUAUGUUUCAAUUCUAUAUAUUGCUGCAAACAUGUGUAUUACAAGCCUACUUCCCCUCACCCCUCCCCCCCCCUAAAAAAUAGUAAGUGACAUUUUGUUUGGUUCAGAGCAGCCAGAAUGAAGGGACUAAUUUGAAAGAUACUCCUUGUUGUUUGGAUGGAAUUCUGAAAAAUAGCCUUUUAUUCACCUUCUGUCUAAAAUAUUUUGGAUUUUUGGCCUACUGAUAAGCAACCAAGUGGUUUGCCAGCUCCUGGAUUUUAUCGACAAAGGAUAUAAUUAUACCCACCCUAGGGACAUCAGUUAUUUUGACACUGUCAUUCAUGAUGGAAUUAGGCUACCAUUUAGGGAAAGUUCAUUUAAUAUGACAAGAGGGGGGGAUGAAGAUAUUGAAACUCGAAGCUUGAAAUUUUAGCAGCCCCCCUUGCUAGCGGUUCAAUUUUUUAGGAGCCCCCUCCUUGGUAGUCGAAAAAAUUUCAGAGCCCCCCCCCCUCCUCCUUCAAUUCCUUUACUCCCCUGAAAAAAGAUCGCUAGACUGUAUUAAAUAUAUUUACCGUUAUUGUCUUCAAUGGUUUAUACUAUGACAAACUUGAGAUACAGUUGUGAUACAAUUUUCUAAAGCAUUUUUGGGAUGAACAAGAGUAUAAUAAUUACUGAGACUACAUUUGUUAUAUCUGUAAACCACGUGAUAUAGCUGAGUUGCACAGGUCAUUAAAUUGUUGAGUUGAAAACCAUCCGAUCUGUAUGAUGAUGUCAUGUGUUGGUUUUGAAGUACACAAAUUUUCGGAGCCCCCCCUCCUAGCACAACAAUUUUUUCAGAGCCCCCCCUUCGGGUGUCUAAAAAUUUUCGGAGCCCCCCCUCAAUAUCUUCAUCCCCCCCCUUGUCAUAUUAAAUGAACUUUCCCUUAACUUUAGAACAUUGACAAGGCAGGUGUGAUCCAAUACAGAAUGAGAUGGGAAGAAGAAGUUUGUAUACUUAACUUACCAGGGGCCCAUUUCUUGAAAGCCCUGAUAAUUAACAAGCUGGGAAAGCUGUUGUUGUUUAUAUUAAAAAUUUUGCAGAUAAUAUGAUAAAACUAUCAUUUUAACAAAAAUGGACCGGUUUCUUAGAUGCAACCUGCACUUUUGUUCUUUAGAUUUUGAUCUGGACAUAUGUGUCUUACUAUAGAGUCUCAAAGUUUUUGUGUAACAUGAACAGAAAGUUCGGGAAGUUUGAUCAUUAACACUGUUUUCUUUUUCCUAACAGCUCAAGUAGUCUUUGAGAAAAUGAGGGAAAUGUUACAUUUUCUUCCUGACCCAAGACCAUCACUUACAGUAAGUAGAUUUUUUUAAGUAGUAGAGCAAUUAAAUUUGUAUAUGCAGUUAAAUUACACUGAUUAUCAUUAAAAGUAGCAAGUGUAUCUUAGCGAAGUCUAGCCCGAGAAUUCCCGUGAAAAUCCCAUGAGAUUAGCCGGUUUUUCUGCAAAUUUGUGCCUGAAAAACCCUGCAAAAUUUAACUUUUUUCUCUCAACCUAUCAGAAGCUUUGCCUUAGUGCUGAGAAACAACAAUGAGUGGUUUAUGAUUUCCCUUAUUUAUUUUAUUUUUUGCAAGUAGCUGUCACUUAGCUGGACAGCAGUUUUUGCUGGUUUCUGGUGUUUCUGGACAACUGAAAUACAAUUUAUUUUAACUGAUAUAUUUUUACUUAACUUCAUUUAAAUAUAUGCUUCCAUGAAUCAUUUUUAUUUUUGACAGGAGUACCUUCGUCAGACUGGACUUUCCUUACUCUUUCCAAGGGUAACAUCCUACUUAACAAAUCCAGAAAGGCCGGCUUUCCAGAGCCAUAAAUCUUCUAUGGAUGGUACUGGAAUUACUUUUCUUACUAAAGUUUGUUUUGCAAUAACAGUACACUGACUUAACCACCUUGCACAGCAUAAUAAAUAGUACCAUAGAAAAGUACUACUUAGUAGCUUUCAUUUGAAUCUGUUUACUUAAGGAUUUUUUAUGAUUUUUGUUGCAAUGACAAUAUGUACAGUUAGUUAGAACCACCUUGUACAGCAUAAUAAACAGUACCACAGGAAACUACUGCUCAGUAGCUUUCACUUGAAUGGUCACACUUCAGGAUUUCAUCCUCAGACUCAAAAGUUAGAAUCACCUUGUACAGCAUAAUAAACAGUACCGCAGGAAAGUACUGCUCAGUAGCUUUCAUUUGAAUGGUCAUACUUUAGGAUUUCAUCCUCAGACUCAAAAGUUAGAAUCACCUUGUACAGCAUAAUAAACAGCACCACAGGAAAGUACUGCUCAGUAGCUUCCAUUUGAAUGGUCACACUUUAGGUUAGGAACAAGCAAAAUAUUUGUUAUAUCGAGGUAUAGUUAAUGAAAAAUUUCCAAGAAAGCCUAGCAUUUCUGGAUCUGAACAAUUUCUGUAAUAAACAUUUGUAUACGAAGCUAUUAUCCCAGUUCAGAGCUGUACAUAGCUAUGGCACUAGAAACGCAAGAAAGGCUAACAAAACUGCUUAAAAAACUACCGUACACAUAAAUUUUAUCCCCGUUGGUCUGUUUUGCAUUCAUCUUUAGCUAUCGUUCAGUCACAUGUUAAUAUUUAUUCAUUGUAUCAAAGGUAUAUUUUACGUUUGCAUUUCUAGAUUGUGUUCUUGAUAAUGAGGAUUUCAUUACUGCUCAUUUCACAAACAUGCAAAUUUUGAAGUUUAAAGCCAACUGACGAUUGCGUUUUUCGUUGCCGUCAAUCAUGUUAACGGACCUCUAAGGUAUCAAAACUUUACUGUAACGGGUUCAAAAGGUCAUGGUUUGUCAUUUGUGAUUGGUGGAUUUCGAUCGGUUUUGUGUGUUUCUGUGUUUCAAAGUUCAUUGCUUGUGAUCGUAAUUAUGAUUGAUGGCAACAAAAAAUGCAAUUCUGAAGGCGGCUUAUGAACUUUAGACUUCACAUGUCUGUGAAAAGCGCAGUAAAUCAAGGUUCUGUUCAAUACAUUUUAUUGUAAUUUUGGCCGGGCUGAAGAAAAUCAUUUGUUAUACGGAGGACUUUGUUAUAUAGAUCAAGAUUCAUUAAAUUGAGGUUCCACUGUACUUUGAAAGUGACUCCUUGAUACCUUUAUAAAAAAUAGAAGAAAAAUAGAACCGAAAGAAAUUCCUAACUGUUUGACACGUCAUGAUCAUCUAUUUGUUGUAUUUGCUCGGGAACUUGAAAUAGCAUAAAAUUCCGAAAAUAAGCCCUGGGGCUUAUAUUUUUCAAAGGCCCUUUUUGAGGGGCUUAUUUUUGGAGGGACCUAUAUUCAGAGGGGCUUAUGUACAGAGGGAAAUUUGCGUUUCAAAAUCGAUUGGGCUAGCUUGUAGUGGGAAGGAAAUUUACCAUUUUUGCUUUGUUUUACUUUGUAUUCGAGGGCAAAUUCCAAGUACAAGCCCCCCGGGGGGCUUAUAUUCGGAGGGGCAAUUUAACAGAGGGUUUUUUGCGUUAUGAUUUUGGGGGGCUUAUAUUUGGAGGGGCUUAUACACGGAGGGGCUUAUUUGUGGAAUUUUACGGCAUCUUAGAGAUAGCCCUGAUUGUGUGUCAAUUGAGGUACAACUUUUGUGUUGUGGUAUCUCAUGUUAUAGGUUAUUUCCAGCACCUUGGGAUGUUGAAUCAGCUUAUUACUCUGAGUCACCAGCUGAACAGUGAUGCAUUCAAUCUUACAAAUCACAAAUACAUGGCUCAUCAAACAGCACUGCUUUAUGUGAGUGUCUAUGGUGUUUAAUUGUAAAGCUUUUUUAGUGUAACUUGUGCCAUUUGAAUUAAGUAAAGUGCAAAUUUAGGACUCAAGGUAACGCUAAAGGUCUUUACUUUAUGUUGGUAACUGGUAACAGUACUCCAACUGACAAACCUGAGGCAAAUGGUGUGCUCAGUUUACAGGGGCACCGAACAACUGUUUUCUGUAAGAAUCUGUUUGGAGGUGCAAAAAUCACCAAGAAUUUUCACAGCUUAAGGGAGGCUAAAAAUUUUUAGAUGAAUGUCCCAUUCAUGAACAAUUUUUGGAGUAUAUCUGAUAAAUUCCCUACUAUUGUCUAAAGUUUUUAGCAUUUCACUCCCAGGUCAAGCUAUUUUUUGUACGAAAAGGAAACCUAAAAUUGUCGGACUCAAAAAUGCGAUCAAAAAAGGAAUCAGAAAAAUUCUUUCUUUCCUAAACUUUAAACUGCAUCUAAAAUUUUCAGGAAAAUAAUACUGCAGCCCUUGUGAUUUUGAAAAGACUUAUUGCCCUAGGAUGACCAAACAGAUACAAAUUUUAUAGUGCUGCUUAGAAUGCAUUUCUAGAGAUGUAAAAGUACUCUAGAUAGCCUAAAAAGUUUUUUCAAUGCAUUUAAGAGGAAACCAUUGUCGGGUGCCCCUGAUGUUACUCCCUCUAUCAGUGCUCCAUUUUACAGGUAUUUAAAGCUACUUAAUGCUAUAACACAGAAAGGAAAAAAGUUGAGAAAAAGGAUUUCCACACCUGGGGAUUGAACUCAAAACCUCCCGCACAGAAAUCCUUGCUCCAAUAAAAACAGAACAAACAUUUUAUGUGGUCAUGCCGAGAUCAACCUGUUUUCGUAGCGAAGCAAGUUGAUUCAUCCUUACAGGAUCACCUGUAACAUUUGAAAUUUCAACCUCAUUACACCAUUUGGAGCUUUUUUUGGCAAAUUGCGUAGUGUUGUAUGUGACUUUAGCACUUUUAUCUCAACAGCAAUCUGUGAAUCAAGCAGGUCCCCCUUUAGCAGACUACAAGAAAAAUAUUGAAUCGAAUUUCAAGAGUUUAAAAGCUGGCUUAGCUCCAAAGGACAAAGAAUCAGUUCCAAAACUGCCCCAAAACCAGAAAGAGUGGUAAGAAUCAAAAUACUUUUGUCCUUUGUAUAUUUUAAUGAAUGUGAUAUUUGUCACUAGUUAUGAUAACUGGGUUUGAGCCAGCUCUUAGGCCAGGAGAACACUGUGUUCAUUAGGCAUCGGAGAUUGGAGAAUUCUCCCUUAACUAUGCUAAGUUCUCUUCCAAAUUUUUGAUAGCCUAUGACUAUUUUUGUAUUUAGGCGUGAAGCCUUUUUCAAAAUAUUCCCCUGUAAUGUUACACCUUUCUCCUCUUAUUAUUGUUAGUCUUUUCAAGGCCAACAAUGAUUUUUGGUAACAAACACAACUGUUUGGAUGUCCAUAAAAGCUGAAAAAUAACAUAUUUAUUUGUAUGAAUUUUUUAUUCAAAAAGCAGUUAUAGCAUCAGGAAAAAUUAAUUCAACCCUGAAAGAAUCCCAAAGAGAGCAAAGUUGAGAAUUUUACCUGGAAGGAAUCAGACUAUAAUAAUAAUAAUAAUAAUAAUAAUAAUAAUAAUAAUAAUAAUAAUAAUAAUAAUAAUAAUAAUAUCAUAGGUGACAAAUUACUCCUUAAUUUUGGCGCAAAAUUUCAGCGUUAAUUUGUAAUUUCACAUGUGAGAUUACAAAAUUGCCAUGGCAACCCUUCCGUACGUCUCAGUGUCAAGAUGGCAACGAGGUUUUAAAACACUGUGAAUGAAGAUGUCAGGGCACAAAAAGACGCUUUAGAAAACCUGAACACACAAGAGAACAUCAAGAAGGAUUCUAACAGGUAUUUUGCCGAAAAAGUCUGAAAAAUUCUAUAAGCCAAAUUUAAGGUCUAAACAUUUGAAAGAGUAGAGUUCUCAACCAAUACGAUCCAGGAUAAAUAUGUCAAAAAUCCAAGAUUGCUAACGUAAUUCGUCACCCAUGAUAUUAAUAGGUAAUCAAAUGGUAUACUCGUGAAAUUAGGGAAUAACUUCACCUGCGUUUUGUCCAAAUCCAAAUAAUUUCCCUCGCCUAAAGGCUCGGGAAAUUAUUACGAUUUGGACAAAACGCGUGUGAAAUUAUUCCCUAAUUUCACUUGUCACCAUUUGAUUACACAUGCUAAUACUUUAGUUAUCCUCUCCCCUUGUGGGGCUUUUUAGGGAUAAUGAAACAAAUAAUAGGAAAUUAUGAAACAUAACAAAGUUAGGUAUCCCAACUGGUAGGAGGCAAACCAACCGGCUAUUUACAAGCAUUGGCCGAGGAUUUGAACUCGGGACUGCCGUGAACAAAUCCAGCAAGCUGUCGGAGCAGGACUUGAACUCAGGGCCUCUGAAUUACAAGUCCAGCACCCUAACCACUCGACCGCACUGCCUCCUUAAUAUAUUUUAGGAAACAAAAUGUAGCCAUCCUAUAAUCUUGUGCAAAACAACUGAAUAAAAAAAGCUUUUUAAGAAAGGCAGUUAACAAACUUGCAUUGCCUAAGCCUCGGACAGGGUACCUGAAGUGCAGCUUUUCAUACAGUGUAUAGCGUUGCUGCCUUUUGGAAUCCUCUGCCACUGGACAUUAGGGAAUGUGACUCCCUGGGAGUUUUAAAUAAUCAGGGGCACCCAAAGAGAAUAUAGUUCAAAACCAUUUAAACAUAGCAUUGUUAAACAUAUUUUACUAUUUAAAUUGUAGGUAUAGGCAUAUUUUUAUCCCCUGAAAAUUUUUCAUCUGUUCGGAUUUCCUAGCUGAAAGUCUAGUGAUCUGAAAAUUUUAGGGAUCAAAACUUACCUUUUCAAAAAUUUCAGCCAGAAAAAAGUCUCCCAAACAUUCUAGGUGACCCUUUUAGGGGAAAAAUCCGUUAAAAAUGGGCAAAUAUACCAUUUUUUAGAUGUGUGAAAAUCCUAGGAGAGGCAGGCAAGCAAGAAAUUUUGCAAAAAAUGUUCCGAAAUUUCUAGAUCUCAAAUCAUCUUCCGAACAGAUAUUUUUUGAAUUAGGCUCCCACACAGCAAUCAUGUGAAUCAGUUAGAUUUUAGUAGUUUACUUUUAUUUAGUAUAUAGUUUUUUAACUGAUGAUUCUGCAUGUAUAAAAUAAGUUUUAAAAAAACAUCCAUCCUUAAUUCACUCUAAUAUUUUAUUCUAUAUCUUCCUAUAGGGUCAAUAGCAUCACAGCCAAUAUCCUGGAUGGGGUUCAGUCCAUGCCUCCAAGUCUCACUCAGCCUAUGAUCUCUGCUAUGACGUUUGUAGAACAGCAGCGUUAG